AUGGCGUCGGUGCUGCUGGGAGACCUCGAUGACUUCAUCGCUCCAGGGCAGGCAUGCAUCAAUCCACUCUUCACGACCGCUGCCGAUUCGGCUCCAGCAACAGCAGCAGCAGCUGAAUCGGCGGGCAGCAAGGGCGGAGCUGCGAUGGUGCUGGAAAUAGAAGACGACAGAGGGCCGCUGGAUGCCAUGGCGGUGGAAGAAGUGGUCAAGCCGGACCUGAUACGGGCCUCCAACACUCAGACCGCCAAGGUCUCCUUGGACGACUGCCUCGCGUGCAGCGGCUGCGUGACCUCGGCGGAAACCGUCCUCAUCACCCAGCAGAGCACCGGCAAGCUGAGGGAAGCCGUGGCGUCCGGAAGGUACUCCGUUGUCGUGGCGUCGAUUACGCCUCAGGCCCGAGCCUCCCUGGCGGAGCGGUUCGGCCUAUCCCCCGCCGAGACUCACGCCCGCCUGCUCGCGUUCCUGAGGGAGCGGCACGGCGUCCACCACCUCGUUGACUCUUCUCUAGGGGCCGACUUCUCCCUCCUUGAGGCUGGAGAGGAGUUUGUCCAGCGGUGGCGGAGUAUCAAUAGUGGGCGGUCAGGUCCCGAGGGAGGUCGGGCUAAACUGGGGGCUGCGGUGGGUGAGGGGGCGCCAGCACGGCCGCCGUUGGCUGCCUGGGUCGCGCCCCCGCCUACAGUUGCGCUUUCGUCGACGCGGAGGUUCAACGUCGAGCUGGGAGAGGAGGAAGACAACAGAAUGCAGCAACAGCGGCAGGGGCAAGUUUCCAACUGCGCUAGUGGUGUUGUUUCGGGGAAGAGGGGAAGAGAGGGCGAGGAAGCCGCGCGUAAUUCGAUGGCGGUGGAAGAGGGGGAGUGUGCGAGACGGCCACGAGGGCCGGGGGAGCUUUUGGUGCUGACGUCGGCCUGCCCCGGGUGGGUGUGCUACGCGGAGAAGACGGCGCCUGAGGCGCUCCCUUUUAUGAGCACAGUCAAAUCGCCGCAGCAGAUGAUGGGAGUGCUGGCGAAACGGGUGUUUCCGCGCGCUUGGAACCACCCGCACCCUUCGGUUGCCGCCGCUGCCGCCGUUACGGCAGCAGCAGACGAGGUCUCGCGGGUUCGGGACAGUGCUAGCAACGGCGCGACCCCUGCCGCUUCCACCCUAGCCAACGAGACGCUCGACCAAAGCACGCCACCUCCUGUUCGAUCGCGGGGUGUGUUCCACGUGUCGAUCGCGCAGUGCUACGACAAGAAGUUGGAAGCCUCCCGCAAGGACUUCCGGCACCCAGACUUGGAUGGCGACGCCGAGGUUGACCUUGUCCUCACCACCGCGGAGGUGCUCGAGCUUAUCGAGGAAAGCGCUUCCGCAGCCGACGCCACCUUGACUUCUACGAGCCCUGCGAGCCCGGGCCGUGACGCAGCCAGCGAUUACUUCCGACGUCAUUUCCCCCCCGGGGACCUUGCCGAGCCGCUCGCUCCCGGGUUUCCAGUGGGGCAGGCGGCGGUGAGCGUGGAUGGGUUGUCGCUGUUCGGCGGCGUUGACGGGGAAGGGGCGGCCGGCGGGAACUCUGACGGGUACUUGGAGUAUGUGUUCCGGCACGCGGCGGUCGAGCUGUUUGGAGUGGAUUUGGCGGGUAGACCGCUCGUGUACCGUGAGGGCCGGAACGCCGACUUCAGGGAGACGAGUCUAGAGGUCAAUGGGCAAGUGGCCCUGCGCUUCGCGUACGCCUACGGCUUCCGAAAUAUCCAGUCCAUCCUGGCCAAGGCCAGACGUGGGAAGUGCCCCUACCACUUCGUGGAGGUGAUGGCGUGCCCAUCGGGGUGCGUGAACGGGGGCGGGCAGAUCAAGCCCAAGAAAAAGGAGGGACCGCGCGACACUCGACUGAGAGUGGAAAGGGUGUCGGAAGUCUUGAGGGAGGGACGUGUACCCCGAGGUCCUCGCGACAAUCCCGUGGUCCAAGCGGUGUACUCGGAGCUGGUCGGAGGGGGCCCUGGGGAGAGCAGAGCGAGAGAGCUUCUACACACCUCAUACCAUAACGUCCCGAAGCUGGAGCUCUCCAACCCUCACAUGUCGCCCUGGUGA
Ectocarpus siliculosus is the source of this 2061-nucleotide messenger RNA. The record is from the annotation of a GenBank genome assembly. NCBI's taxonomy places the organism in Eukaryota, Phaeophyceae, Ectocarpales, Ectocarpaceae.